AUGGAACCUCCAACUAUCCCCUUCACCUUCCCAACCCUCACAGGUGGCGGCCAAACCGGUAUUAGUACCACCACCACGGCCACUAUCAGCACAACCUCUUGCUCUGGUAUAAACCCAGCUGAUACCGUUCAGAACGGUAUGUCCGGUGGAGGGAGGGGUGGACCUCCUCGUGGGGUUAGUUUGUAUGGGUGUAAUGUUAUGUGA
This is a messenger RNA of Orbilia oligospora ATCC 24927, 204 nucleotides long. RefSeq lists its product as uncharacterized. NCBI's taxonomy places the organism in Eukaryota, Fungi, Ascomycota, Orbiliomycetes, Orbiliales, Orbiliaceae. The coding region runs from base 1 to 204 and encodes 67 amino acids. The transcript has a single exon. The record is from RefSeq and is a predicted model, not a curated record.